GGUCCAAUCCGCGACGGCGCACGGUUUCAAGGCGCCCCGAAAGGCGCAAAAACAAAAGCAGUAGCCACCAAAAGAGCGCAGAAUAACUCCAAUAACUCUACUGCGGCGGAUUAUAAGGCUCUUUUAACGACAAAUCGUUCGUUUUUUCGGUCAGUUCGGCUCUGCGGUCAGCGGAGACCCGGUCCGAGUGGAUGUUUAUCUCCAAUGCGGGGAACUUGAAACCGCCCCGCUGCCCCAUUUCCUUGGUUGUUUUGCUUUUUUUUCGCCUGGAUUCUCCAUGCUGGAUCAAAAUUGGGUUAUUUUACUGUUUAGACAGUAGCCUGUUUUCUCUCCCGCCUCCAGAACGCGCUCCUAUCACUCGGGAGGCGAGCCAUCAUCGCAGAAACUCAAUUUAAGGAGAAGAAAAACAUCUAUGUAUGUGUGAAGUUCGUAUAUAUUUAAAGGCGCAACGUCGCAGGAGCCGAGCAGCUAGGUUCUGUUCUGGCUGAAUGUUGGAGUGUCUGAGCUGAAGGGGGAACGGUUUGGAUUCGAGGGGCUCCGCAUUUAUUAGAUGGAAAGUUCUAUCAUUACACAAGUGCAAAAAGAAGAUAUUCAGCUGCCCACGAAAACAGGCCAGGUGAAAAAAUCUUCUCCUAAGAAACCUCGAAGUCGGAACAUCUUCAAAGCUCUUUUCUGUUGCCUUCGCGCACAGGAUGUCCCCCAACCGCCACCCCCUUCCCAGGAUACCCUGCUGCCUCCUGAGGAGAAUGGGACCAUCGCCAAGAUUCCAGAGGCAAGCCUAUUGCCCGAGGUGACUGCCGAAGACCAGGGCAAGAUCUGUGUUGUUAUAGACCUGGAUGAAACUCUAGUGCACAGCUCCUUCAAGCCAAUCAGUAAUGCUGACUUCAUUGUUCCGGUGGAGAUUGAGGGAACAACACACCAGGUGUAUGUCCUUAAGAGACCACAUGUUGACAGGUUCCUUCAGCGUAUGGGAGAGAUGUUUGAAUGUGUGCUUUUCACUGCCAGUCUUGCUAAAUACGCUGAUCCAGUCACUGACCUGCUGGACCAGAGCGGAGUGUUCCGGACUCGCCUUUUCCGAGAGUCCUGCGUCUUCCACCAGGGCUGCUACGUCAAAGAUCUAAGCCGUCUCGGACGCCAGCUCAACAAGACCCUCAUCCUGGACAAUUCUCCAGCCUCGUACAUCUUCCACCCUGAGAACGCUGUGCCUGUGCUGUCCUGGUUUGAUGACCUGGAGGACACAGAACUGCUGAACCUGCUGCCUGUGUUUGAGGAGCUGAGUGGAGCAGAAGACGUCUGCACUAAACUGAAGCAGCUCCGCGAACCCUGACAAGGACCUUCUGCAUCCCCCGCCUGUCUUCAUGAAGAUCUCAGGCUGAGGGUGUCCAGCUCCAGGAGAGCCUUUAAAGCCUCUAUAAUGCCUUAUUCUGCCUGCAAACAACCACCAAACACCUACACACUCCAGCGGAGGCACCGAAACGUCACCGUGACGUCACAGAGUCUCUCUCAGGGUCCAUGUGAGGACAACGUUCCUGUAUCCUCAUCAGAAGCAAUCAGAGAAGACAGAACCCCAUUCAGUUUAUCUGAGCGUUUACUCUCCUUUACUCUGUGGACACCUAAUUCAGCUCAGACCUUAAACCUCAGUCGAUGUGCCCGUUUUAUUACAAAUGUUUUACAAUAUUAGUAUAUCACAGUCGCAUUUAUGCCAAAUUCUCAUUUUUCCCUGUGAAAAGGAGUCUUCAGAUCACAAAUGUGAAGCCUUUAAACUUCUGCUUUGUGCCUUUGAAGGGGGGAAAAGACCCACUGAUUUAUUUCUAGCAUUUCAAAUGUGCAUUUAAAGGGGAAUUCCACCAACUUUUUUUUAAUUCCUGCAUAAAGAUGUUCAGAUUUCUUCACAGUGGUGGUGAUAGGAAUCAGGGGUUGUCAUGACUACAACACAAAUAUAGACAUUUUAUUUUCUAUACAAAACCACCAGUGAACCUACACAUGCCUUCUGAGUUUUACAUGGAAUGGUGUUGAUAGGAAAAUAGAGGAAAAUCUGAAAUUAUUAUUUUUACAUAUUAUGUAUUCAUUGACCAUGAAUGGAUGUAAAGGCCAAGACUGUCAUGAAACAUCAGGCAGUGUAUUCAUAACCAUUUCAUGUAAUAACUUUCUGUGAGGGAGCUUUUAGAGGUGGACGUCUGGUUCCUUUCACCACCACUGUGAACAAUGCUGACUCGGUAAGUUUCUCUAGAACGGAGCGUUUCACACCAAACCACUCUGAACAACUCCGUUUACAUCUUAAUUGUUUCAUUAUGCAGAAAUUUCAGUGGAAUUCCCCUUUCAGUUGAGUGAGUUUUUUACUUUUGAGGACGAGUGCCCUUGUUGGUUGUUUUAAAAGUUCAGUUUGUAACGCUGACUUUCUCCGUGGCCAUAAACGUUUAGGGACCAUCUCCAAUAAUUGCUGUCUUUUUCUUCACAUGCGAGAACAGUGUUAGUUUAACGUCAGGUGGACGUUACACUUUGAAGUAAUAUUCAGCAAAGAAUUCUUUGUUAAUUGCCUUUUAUUUUUCUUACUUUUCCAUUAGUUAGCUUUACAGAGAAGGUGUUAUUGUGUUAUCAUUCUGGGGCUAAAGGUGAGGUUUGGAUGCCUUUUUUAUGCUUUUGUCAUUUUAACCAUGAUGUUCACUGGAAACGUUGUUAAUUAUCAGCAAAUUAGCAGACUUUUUAAGUAGACUUUUUAGUAGACUUUUUUGCUGAUAACGAUAAAACCACAUUUUUCCCAGUAUCAGUUGAUAUUAUUGGGCAGCUGAUAUCGGUCAGACUCUAUUCAGUAUAUGUAAAUGCUUACUGAUACCUUUAUUAAGAUUAGCAAACAACAAAAGCUUUUUCUUUAGGGAUCAUAUUCCCAACCACAAGGUUGGACAUGUUUAAAUUAUUAUGCAGUGAUUUAUAAUGCAUAAUAGUAUUUUUCCAAAUGAAUUGGUGAGAAACAUGGGUGCUAGACGUUUUCAUACUGCAGGCUAUGUAGAACACAUAUCACCCUCAACGCCUUUUAAAUACACUAAAGCUGAAAGAGACAGUUAGAGAUCUUACAGUAGAACUGAAACCUGCAUAAUUUUGCCACCUCAUAUAGAAACCCAGGAACGUGAUGGGUGUGAUCUGUUCUGCAGCUUUCCUGGGCUAGAAACAUUAAAAAUAAGGAUGUAAUGAUAUUUUCAGGUUCACUGUGGCUCUACAGCGAUUAAAUUUUAUUAGAUGAUUGACAUUUUUUUGAUAAUACAUUCCUGAUUCUACAGAGCUCUAAUUCUAUCCCGCACUGACUGUUUCGGCUCAGAAAAAUACAAAAUUUAUAGUAUGUCCUUCAGUCUGAGAGAAAGUCAGAGAAACUGAGCUGUAAAUGAUACAGAAACAGAGAGGAUGCACCCAGAUGCAUAAGCCCUGCCCACUGCACUCUGAUAGGCUGCCUGUUUUUGAUCUUUGACAGUGAUUUCCACAGAAAUAGACAGUAAACGAGAGACGCUGUGAAGAGUGAUGGACAUAUUGAUAUACGGUUUUACGUUCAUGUACGAUCACUUUCACAGUUUUUCAGUACUGAAGUCAGUACACGCUUAAUUAAAAGCCAUGUCAGGUUAAGCUCUCAGGUUUAAAAUGUGCAGAACAACAGGCGACUAUAAUGUGUAGCAGAGAUCAGCCUGCAAAUUUAUUUGAAUUACUUUCCAUUAGAGGUGGGCGAUAUGGCUAAAAUAUAAUAUUGCAAUGCUUCAAGAAAUGUUCACAAUACUUGAUAUGUCAUGAUUUUUAUUUGACAUCUGUUCGGUUAGAACUGAGGAAAAACACCCAGUAGUGCUACAUUUAAAAAAAAAUAAAAAAUAAAAAAAA
This is a messenger RNA of Colossoma macropomum (tambaqui), 3858 nucleotides long. RefSeq names its product CTD (carboxy-terminal domain, RNA polymerase II, polypeptide A) small phosphatase 2 (gene ctdsp2). The coding region runs from base 551 to 1327 and encodes 258 amino acids. Gene Ontology annotation, molecular function: RNA polymerase II CTD heptapeptide repeat phosphatase activity. NCBI's taxonomy places the organism in Eukaryota, Metazoa, Chordata, Actinopteri, Characiformes, Serrasalmidae. The record is from RefSeq and is a predicted model, not a curated record. The transcript has 7 exons.